UCUCGUACCAAAAUAGAGUAAAUAAAAUACGAAUCAUUGCUCAUUUGAAAAUAAAUCAACCAUGGAUGCUAAGAGUUGUGCUAAAUUGGUAAUGCUGAUGUUGGUGGCCACGAUAGCAUUGCAGGCAUCUGCCACCGAGGUGAAUUCAUUCAAAUCGACCGUUUGUAAGGGAACUUGCGGGUUCAAAUGUGCUCUGAAUUUUCACAGGAAGGCCUGCUUUCGAAAGUGCUACAAUCACUGUGUCGGUGGUGCAUCGGAAGUUGAGAAAUUCGAAAGCCAAUGCAACCUCGAUUGCACGGUGUCCAAAUGUCUUAGGCUGCAUCUUGAUGCCAAGAAAGUCAAAGGCUGUGUGAAUUCAUGCUUGGAAAAUUGCAAGAAUUCUUAAGCCCCUCAAGAGUUUGGAGGAUCGCAUUCGCAAUUAAAGAGAAAUAAUAAAUCGUGUACUUGAAGAGAAGAAUGUAUGGGACAAAAGGAAUGCAAGAUACAAAGCGCACAUUACUUUGCUCAGAAAUCUUUGUUUACCUAAUUAAUUGUCAUUGGUCUUUUUAAAAGGGCUAUGGUUUUUUUACU
Messenger RNA from Syzygium oleosum, 570 nucleotides. RefSeq lists its product as uncharacterized. The transcript is spliced from 2 exons. The coding region runs from base 62 to 385 and encodes 107 amino acids. NCBI's taxonomy places the organism in Eukaryota, Viridiplantae, Streptophyta, Magnoliopsida, Myrtales, Myrtaceae. The record is from RefSeq and is a predicted model, not a curated record.